Messenger RNA from Drosophila subpulchrella, 1990 nucleotides. RefSeq names its product anosmin-1 (gene Kal1). Gene Ontology annotation, biological process: neuron differentiation. The record is from RefSeq and is a predicted model, not a curated record. Gene Ontology annotation, molecular function: peptidase inhibitor activity; protein binding. Gene Ontology annotation, cellular component: extracellular region; cell surface. The coding region runs from base 293 to 1864 and encodes 523 amino acids. Lineage: Eukaryota; Metazoa; Arthropoda; Insecta; Diptera; Drosophilidae. The transcript has 7 exons.
CAGCGCAACGGUCGUACGAAAAGAGCUCCCACUUGAGAUUCUGUUUGAGAUUCAGAUACGGUUUCGGUUUCGGUUUGGUUUGGGUUUGUGGAUUGGAUCGGGCUCCAAGUUGCCAGUUCCCAGAAGCGGAAAUCGGAACAGUGCGUGGCGAAUUAAGAAGGCGAUCAAAGAAGGCGCUCCGGCUGCGUAGGUGUACGAGAUCGCAGAACGUAGAUCGCGAAGUGGAGUGGAGCCAGUGCAUCCGAAAGUGUUUCCAUUACCAUUGCAAUCACCGAGGCUCGGAUCGGUUCAGAUGGGCAGCAUGCAAGUGGCGUUGCUGGCGCUGCUUGGUCUCCUCGGCCAGCUAUCCUCUAGCGCCGUGGCCACUGGAUCCUCCUCCACGUCCUCCGCGUCUAACCAGCGACAGAAGGUGGCCCAUUGGUUUCGGGAUAGUAACGACGUUAAGGACAAGAUUUUGGAGCUGCAAUGCUUAGCGAAAUGUGGCGGAAGCAAUCCCUUGAGUAAAACUGGACGGGAACAGUGCCUGGACAAGUGCAUCCAGGAGCUGCUGCUGGGACCCAGAGCCGGCAGCUGCCCCAAAAUUGGCAGGCAGACGCGGGCUAGGCUCUCCUGCCUGGACAACUGCCAGUACGAUCAUGAAUGCCCCGAGGUGCAGAAAUGUUGCGCCUCCAGUUGUGGGCCCAUGUGCGUGGAACCUCUGGGCGUAAGGAACAACACGCUGCUUCCACCGAUACCUAAGAUCCUGUACUUUCGAAGGUCACGGGGUCAUGCAGUCGAUCUGAAGAUUGAAUCCUCGCUGCUGGUCUACUACUUCCAUGUGGAGGUACGAUCCCACAUAGGAAGGUAUUUUGCGGAGAGGAAACUGGGCCCUUGGCAGUGGCAGAAGGUGGAGAAGAUCAUGGAGGAGAACAUAGGACACAGCAAGCACACUUAUAUCUUUUUUCACAUGCGACCAGGACGCUGGUAUGAGGUUCGAGUGGCUGCCGUUAAUGCCUAUGGUUUCCGGGGAUACUCAGAGCCAAGCGAUCCCUUUCCCUCGACAGGCAAUCCCAAGCCUCCCAAGGCGCCAAACGACUCCAAGAUCAUUGCCAAGCAGUUCGAUGGGCGCUAUAUGAACUUGAAGCUGGUAUGGUGCCCCUCCAAGUCGAACCUGCCCGUGGAGAAGUACAAGAUCAGUUGGUCCUUGUAUGUCAGCAGUGCAGAGGCCUCGAUGAUCACCUUGGACACCUAUGUUAAGGAUACCCAUCAGAUCGAGAUCAUGAAACUGCUGCCCAACUCCUCGUACUACAUCCAAGUGCAGGCCAUCUCCUACAUUGGUUCGCGUCGCCUCAAGUCCGAAAAGUUGUCCAUGCUCUUCAAUACGACGCUACAGCCCCUGGAGCCCAUCACACCGCUCCAGUGCUCCGGGAAUGGGAACGGGAAUAGACGCCGGCACCAUCACAUUAGCAGCUCCAUCAGUUCAUCAGAACGGGUCACGACCCCGGCGCCAGCUGGCCUCAAUGAAGUUUCGCCCAAUAUAGCCAACCGGACAACGGCCGCCUCGUAUGAAGUGGGUUUCCGGUUGAACCGGAAGUUCGGCAUGAUUGUGCAGAUUCUGGGCUUCCAGCCGCACAAGGAGAAGGUCUAUGAACUGUGUCCCCAGGAGACGAAUUGCGAGCAGCGAGAGUUCCGCGCUAUUCGCGCCAAAAGGGAUCCGCUGGAGUUCAGCAAACUGAAGUACAACACCACCUACGUGCUGAGGGUACCGCGGUCCAGUCCCAAUUCGGUGCUGGACGACUCCAGGAAUGUCUUCACCUUCACCACGCCCAAGUGCGAAAACUUUCGCAAGAGGUUUCCCAAGCUGCAGAUCAAGUGCAGCGAAUAGCAUUCGGCGUAUGGGCGCAAACCCACUGCUGACCAUGAGAUUACACUAGAUUGUAAAUAAUUGUAUGUAAAACUUAACUUUUACUUAUUGUUAGAUUUAAGGACACACACACAACAAGAAACUGAA